Aegilops tauschii subsp. strangulata is the source of this 2236-nucleotide messenger RNA. Its product is annotated as BTB/POZ domain-containing protein SR1IP1. The record is from RefSeq and is a predicted model, not a curated record. Gene Ontology annotation, molecular function: protein binding. NCBI's taxonomy places the organism in Eukaryota, Viridiplantae, Streptophyta, Magnoliopsida, Poales, Poaceae.
ACCAGAGCUGUCCGUCCGAUUUUCUCCCAUCUGAUCCACCCCUGUGUGGCUUCCAACCGCCGCCACAGGAGAGGAGCCCAGUGGCGGACGGACUCCUCAAUCCGCGAGUGUUGCACCUGCUUCACCCGAUGCUCGGGCUGGCUGCCCCGAUUUCCCUCCCCACGACGUCGACGUCGGGUGAGAUAAAGAUGACCAGAACAUAGAGAAGGGAGAAGAGAGAGGAGAGAGAGCGGAGAGCUUGCGAGGGUGCUCCAGGAUGCAGACCGAUACUCAGUUCUCUUCGGCCGCGAUGAAGAGGACCAGCGACUGGAUCCGUUCACAAGAAUUCCCGAGCGAUAUUACCAUUCAAGUUGGGGGGAGCAGCUUCAACUUGCACAAGCUCCCACUGGCAUCUAAAUGCGGCUACAUAAGGAAGCUGGUGUCGGGGGCCAACGGGUCCAGGGUGACCCACCUCGAGAUCACGGGCAUGCCCGGCGACGCCAAGGCGUUCGACCUCGUCAUCAAGUUCUGCUACGGCGUCAACUUCGAGAUCACCGCCGACAACGUCGCCAUGCUGCGCUGCGCCGCCGAGCACCUGGAGAUGACCGAGGAGUGCAAGCCCGGGAACCUCGUCGGCCGGACCGAGGCCUACCUGGAGGAGGUGGCGCUGGCGAGCCUCGAGGGCGCGGUCACCGCGCUUCGCAGGGCCGAGGAGCUCCUCCCGGCGUCAGACAAGGUGCAGCUCAUUGGCAGGUGCAUCGACGCCAUAGCGACCAUGACAUGCGGCGACGGUGGCCAUGAGGGGCUGGACGACGUGGGCGCGCCACCGAAGCCUGUCGAUGACUGGUGGGCCGACGAGCUGACGGCGCUGAGGAUCGACACCUUCCAGAGGGUCAUGAUCGCCAUGAAGGCGAGGGGAUUCAAGGGCAUCGCCAUGGGGACGAUGAUCAUGCUCUACGCUCAGAAGUCCCUUCGAAGACUGGACAUGAACGGGAGGGAGCGGAAGAAGAUGGAGCCGAGGCAGGAGCACGAGAAGCGGGUGGUUCUCGAGACGAUCGUGAGCCUCCUGCCGAGGGAGAAGAACACCAUGUCGGUGAGCUUCCUGUCGAUGCUGCUCCGGGCGGCGAUCUACCUCGACACGUCGCUGGCGUGCCGGCUCGAUCUGGAGACGCGGAUGGCCGCGCAGCUCGGCCAGGCCGUGCUCGACGACCUGCUCAUCCCGUCCUCUUCGCCGGAGGGCGCCGGCACGGCCUACGACGUCGACGCAGUGCAGAGGAUCCUCGCCGGCUACCUCGAGAACGAGGGCGAGGCGACGCGCCUGGACUACAACACGGACGACGACUUCGCCUCGGCGGCGUCGCCGCCCAACGACGUCGGCCCGGUCGGCAAGCUCAUGGAGAGCUACCUCGCCGAGAUCUCCUCGGACGUGAACCUGCCCGUUGACAAGUUCACCGGCCUCGCCGAGCUCAUCCCGGAGCGCGCCCGGUUCAACGAGGACGGCAUGUACCGCGCCAUCGACAUCUACUUGAAGGCGCAUCCGUCGCUGGGCGAGGGCGAGAGGAAGAAGGUGUGCGGCGUGAUGGACUGCCAGAAGCUGUCGCGGGAGGCGUGCGCGCACGCGGCGCAGAACGACCGGCUGCCGGUGCAGACGGUGGUGCAGGUGCUGUACCACGAGCAGCGGCGCCUCCGCGUGCCGCCGCCAUCGCAGGCGCCGAGCGGCGCGCCGUCGUACGCCGGGGGGGAGUCGCCGGCGCUGUCGUACAGGCCGACGCCGAGCUUCAACGGGCGGGAGCGGAGCGCGCCGUCCAGCGAGGUGUCGCGGCUGCAGCGGGAGAACGACGAGCUUAGGAUGGAGCUGCUCCAGAUGAAGAUGCGCCUGAGGGACCCGUCGGGCGCGGCACCGGCUGCGGCGCCGCCGCUCGCGGCGGGUGGAACCCGGAGCUUCCCGACGUCGGGGAAGCCGCCACUGCCGAAGAAGCAGGGCGGCAGCGGCGGAGGAGGCGGCGGCGGGUUCAUGAAGAAGCUCGGGCGGCUCAACCCGUUCGUGCGCGACCCUCUGGGCGGCGGGAAGGUCCGCACGAAGCCGCCCAAGGAUCGCAGGCACUCCAUUUCUUGACACUAUCGGAUAGUGUAAUCUAAUGGUCACUUGAAGAUAAAUAAGCCUCUUAGCAUGGACGUAGCACUGUACAGUUUUAUAAUCUGCGUCACAGUUCGUGUCAAGUUCCUGCAAUGAAGAAACUCCGGCCAUUGUAGCAAA